Molecule: messenger RNA, 1761 nt
Organism: Fraxinus pennsylvanica
Lineage: Eukaryota; Viridiplantae; Streptophyta; Magnoliopsida; Lamiales; Oleaceae
Source: the annotation of a GenBank genome assembly
AUGGAGUCGUUGCAUUGGAUUUGCAUUGCUCUGUUUUUCGGUCUCUGUUUUGGUGCCGACCCAUUUGCCAACUAUGAGUUGGAACUCUCUUAUAUUACUGCUUCCCCACUCGGAGUUCCUCAGCAGGUCAUAUCUGUUAAUGGGAAGUUUCCAGGUCCAGUUAUCAACGUCACAACGAAUUACAAUGUCAUCAUAAAUGUUAAGAACAAAUUGGACGAAAAUAUUUUAAUGACAUGGUCGGGGAUCCAGAUGCGCCGGUCGUCAUGGCAAGACGGGGUUCUGGGCACAAAUUGCCCCAUCCCUCCGAAGUGGAACUGGACCUACCAGUUUCAGGUCAAGGAUCAGAUUGGUAGUUUCUUUUACUUCCCAUCAUUGAACAUGCAGAGAGCAUCCGGUGGAUUCGGCCCAUUUAUCAUCACGAAUCGUAAUAUUAUACCAAUUCCUUUUAGUAUGCCCGAUGGGGAUAUAGUCAUCAUGAUCGGUGAUUGGUAUACUCGCAACCAUACGGCUCUUCGGAAGGCCCUUGACGGUGGGAAAGCUUUGGGAAUGCCAGAUGGAGUUCUUAUCAACGGGAAAGGACCAUACAGAUACAACAGCACGUUUGUUCCUGAUGGCAUUGAUUAUGAGACCAUUAAUGUUGAUCCAGGCAAAACUUACCGUAUACGGGUGCACAAUGUUGGAAUCUCCACUUGUUUGAAUUUUCGGAUUCAGAACCAUAAUUUGCUUUUGGCAGAAACCGAGGGUUAUUACACCUCGCAACAGAACUAUACUAGCUUGGAUAUCCAUGUUGGGCAGUCAUACUCGUUUUUGGUGACCAUGGAUCAGAAUGCAAGUAGUGACUAUUACAUUGUAGCGAGUGCAAGGUUUGUUAAUCAGUCUCUCUGGCAAAGAGUCACUGGUGUUGCUGUUUUGCACUAUUCCAACUCAAAAGGAAAGGCAGCUGGUCCUCUCCCAGACCCUCCAAAUGAUGUUUACGACACAUCAUAUUCUCUGAAUCAGGCAAUGUCCAUCAGGCAAAAUGUAUCUGCCAGUGGAGCUCGUCCUAAUCCACAGGGUUCCUUCCAUUAUGGUUCAAUCAACGUUACUGAUGUUUAUGUGCUCCAGAGUCUACCACCUACAACUAUUGAUGGGAAGCUCCGAGCUUCAUUCAAUAGGAUUUCAUUUGUCAAUCCCGAUACACCAAUACGGCUCGCAGAUGUCUACAAAGUGAAAGGUGCUUACAAGCUUGACUUUCCAACUAAGCCACAGGACAGGCCACCCAGGAUGGAUAGAUCUAUUAUUAACGCUACGUACAAGGGGUUCAUUGAGAUCAUUUUGCAGAAUAAUGACAGUGUCGUUCAGAGCUUCCACAUGGAUGGUUAUUCGUUCUUUGUGGUCGGGAUGGGUUACGGUAUAUGGACCGAGAACAACAGAGGAUCAUACAACAGGUGGGAUGCAAUAUCUCGCUCUACUGUUCAGGUUUUUGUGGGAGGAUGGACCGCAGUCUAUGCAUCUCUUGACAAUGUUGGUGUCUGGAAUUUAAGAGCAGAUAAUCUCGACCGAUGGUAUCUUGGCCAGGAAACAUACAUGAGAAUUGUCAACCCUGAAGAUACAAUCAACAAAACAGAGUUGCCUGUGCCUGAUAAUGCUCUCUAUUGUGGUGCACUUAACAGCAAGCAAAAGCCUCAGAAAACUUCGUCAGCAGCCAUUAUACAUGGUUGCUCAAAGCUAUACUUUGCCCUUCUCGCAGUACUACUUUCUGCUGCAAUUUCCAUCUUAUGA